ACAAACGAUAAGCACGAUAAGCCGCUUAGCAUUGUUUUGCUAAAUCAUUUCAGUGUUAUUUUGCACAACCUCUGAACCGUACGCGGUAAUGAGUGAACACAAUACGUUGAUCAAUUUGGUGGAGCGCCAUGAUCGAGAUCAUGGGGUUCGUGAAGUACGCAUAGAACUGCCCUUCGGUGUAGUCGCAGGCAAGUGGUGGGGACCGGAUAAUGUGCGACCCAUUCUGUGCUUGCACGGUUGGCAGGACAAUGCAGGAACGUUCGACACGUUGAUUCCCCUGCUGCCGAAACAUAUCAGCUUCCUGGCUAUUGAUCUUCCCGGACAUGGAUAUUCUUCUCGGAUUCCGCAUGGACUAUCCUACCAGAGUAUGAGUGUACUCAGCUUGCUGCUUGCGAUCAUGAGCGAGUAUGGCUGGAAAAAGGUCUCCCUCCUCGGACAUUCGAUGGGAUCCGUACUGUACUAUGUGUUCGCAGCCAUUUUUCCGGAUAAAGUGGAUCUAGUCAUUUCGCUGGAUGCCAUCAAACCGCAAAUCUAUCCGGUGGAAUUUAUCAUCGCACGGUUGAUCGAUGCAACCGAGCAAUUUAUGGUGGCCGAUCUUCGUAACCAGGAAAAAUCCGAACCGCCUUGCUAUACUUACGAAGAAAUGAUAGAACGGCUGCACAAUGCCACGUUCAAAUCGAUAAGCCGUGAUACGUGUCCGUAUCUGCUGCAUCGGAACAUCAAACGUAGCGCCAAGUUUCCCGAAAAGUACUACUUUACGAGAGACAGUCGUCUGAAGCAUUUUUCCGGACCUCCAUUUUCGCGGGAAGUUAAUGUAGAUUUGGCACACCGCCUGAAUAUGCCAUUUCUGUUCAUCAAAGCUACUCGUUCGUCAUAUUUUGAAGAUAAGAAAUACUACGACGAAGUGGUGGAAAUACUUCAGACCAACAAUCCAUAUUUUGAGCUGGAAACGGUAGAGGGAACACAUCACGUGCACUUGACGAACCCGGAACGGGUGGCACCGGUUAUAACGGAGUUCUUGAGCAAAUACUGGACAAAAGAUGAAGAUGUAGUCAGCAAAUUGUGAAGUCUGAAAAAAUAUACAUACA
Messenger RNA from Sabethes cyaneus, 1088 nucleotides. RefSeq names its product probable serine hydrolase. Bases 89 to 1066 code for a protein of 325 amino acids. The record is from RefSeq and is a predicted model, not a curated record. NCBI's taxonomy places the organism in Eukaryota, Metazoa, Arthropoda, Insecta, Diptera, Culicidae. The transcript has 2 exons.